UGUCAUUCUACUUUCGUCUUCCUCUCCUUCCAAUAAUGGUCAAACAACAACCAAAAUGUUACUACUAGGUCUCACCGGCUCGAUCGCAACUGGCAAAUCGACCGUCUCCUCAAUUCUCUCCUCUCCACCGUACUCCCUCCCUAUAAUCGACGCCGACAUCCUCGCGCGAAAAGUCGUCGAACCCGGCACUCCAGGCUACAAAGCCAUCCUCUCGCAUUUCCAAUCCACAACUCCCGAUCUCCUAUUACCUUUCCCUGACGAUCCAAGUUAUGAUCGGAGCAAGGGCGCGCCGCUGAACAGGCCUGCGUUGGGCAGGAGAGUCUUUGGAGAUUCGGAGGAGAGGAAGAAGGAUCGUGGAGUGCUGAAUGGCAUUGUGCAUCCGGCGGUUAGGAGGGAGAUGUAUAAGGCGUUACUGGGAGCUUAUUUGAGAGGUUGCUGGGCAGUGGUACUGGAUGUUCCGUUGCUGUUCGAGAGUGGCCUUGAUACGCUAUGUGGUACGGUGAUGGUGGUUGCGGUUAGCGACCCGGCCAUUCAAAUGAAGAGAUUGAGGGAGAGGGAUCCGCAUUUGAGCGCGGAGGAUGCAGAGAAUAGAGUCAAGAGCCAGGGCGAUGUCAGGGAGAAGGCUAUGAGGUGUGAGGAGAGAGGCAAAGGGAAGGGAGUUGUCGUUUGGAAUAACGGAGAUAAAGCUGCAUUGAAGGCUGAGCUGGAGAGGCUUAUGCGGGAGGUUUCAAGGAGUAGUCCAAGAUGGUGGGCUUGGCUGCUUCUACUGUGCCCGCCGCUGGCUGGACUAGCGGGAAUAUGGAAUUAUUGGCGGAAUUGGGUUAUCAAUCGGAGGUGGAGGGAAGGGGAACUGAAGGCGAAAGCUAAGUUAUGAAGAUGGUUCUCGACGACAUAUUUCCCGAUCUCAGGGGGCACUCAGACAGACGUUGCCAGUGUGGCGUCAAGCUUGGACAGAUCAGCUCCUUGGUUCUUUGGGGGACAUCUCUGCAGCCGAGUUCAGGCCAAUCUAGCAGGAUUAAUUCGAGUAGUUGACCGGAGGAUUCCCGAUAGGUGUUGUACUGUUGCUCACCAGAAAAGCCAGAGCCCAGCUUGGAAACCAAGGAGCUUGUCCCACUGGAACCUCCAUCGCCUAUUUCUGAGAGUCUGCUACUCAGCUGGCUUACAGGUUAGGGGCUCGAUUGGUCGCAAAUCCUGGGCAUUUGUUGAAAAUCCACUAUUCAGAUCUCCAUCAAGAUCACCGGGUAGCCUAUUUCUUCAUCUAUAGACCCUUUUAAUUUGCCCUGUGCAAAACCUUUUUCUACCUCUCUAGAGAAAAAUCGAUUCAGAUCUUCACUUGGGAUUCGAAAAAAAAUAUGUUGCACAUCGC
Hyaloscypha bicolor E is the source of this 1366-nucleotide messenger RNA. RefSeq names its product CoaE-domain-containing protein. The transcript has a single exon. Bases 56 to 874 code for a protein of 272 amino acids. The record is from RefSeq and is a predicted model, not a curated record. Gene Ontology annotation, molecular function: dephospho-CoA kinase activity; ATP binding. Lineage: Eukaryota; Fungi; Ascomycota; Leotiomycetes; Helotiales; Hyaloscyphaceae. Gene Ontology annotation, biological process: coenzyme A biosynthetic process.